Molecule: messenger RNA, 1323 nt
Organism: Carassius auratus (goldfish)
Lineage: Eukaryota; Metazoa; Chordata; Actinopteri; Cypriniformes; Cyprinidae
Product: probable GPI-anchored adhesin-like protein PGA55
Exons: 3
Coding region: 364-1323 (319 amino acids)
Source: RefSeq, a predicted model, not a curated record
UCCCAAUCGAGCACGUACACAUUAGAAUCAUCUACAAGUGAAAGUGGAUCAACGGUGCAAACUUCUGUGUACACAUCAAGUACCUCUCUGUCUUCAACAUCUAUUUCAACAGAAAGACAAAGUACAUCAGAAUUCACUUCAUCAACAACAGAAAUACCUACUUCCAGUGUAGAGCAAACAACAAGCCAACAAACACAAACCACUCAGUUUAGUUCAACCACAGAAACAGAACCUACAACGACAGCUCAAUCAACAUUUACAGUUAGCUCCCCUACGAGCAUCUCCACAUUGGAAUCAUCUACACUUGAAAAUGGUUCAACACUGGAAACUACAUUGUCCACAAUAGGUACCUCUCCAUCCUUAAUGUCUACCACAACAGAAGGACAAAGUACAUCAGAAGUUAUUUCAUCAACAGCAGAAAUACCUACUUCUAGCGUAGAGCAAACAACAAGCCAGCAAACACAAACCACUCAGUUUAGUUCAACCCCAGAAACUGAACCUACAACAGCUCAAUCAACAGUUACAACAGCUAUGUCCCAAUCGAGCACGUACACAUUAGAAUCAUCUACAAGUGAAAGUGGAUCAACGGUGCAAACUUCUGUGUACACAUCAAGUACCUCUCUGUCUUCACCAUCUAUUUCAACAGAAAGACAAAGUACAUCAGAAUUCACUUCAUCAACAACAGAAAUACCUACUUCCAGUGUAGAGCAAACAACAAGCCAACAAACACAAACCACUCAGUUUAGUUCAACCACAGAAACAGAACCUACAACGACAGCUCAAUCAACAUUUACAGUUAGCUCCCCUACGAGCAUCUCCACAUUGGAAUCAUCUACACUUGAAAAUGGUUCAACACUGGAAACUUCAUUGUCCACAAUAGAUACCUCUCCAUCCUUAAUGUCCAUCACAACAGAAGGACAAAGUACAUCAGAAGUGAUUUCAUCAACAGCAGAAAUAUCUACUUCUAGUGUAGAGCAAACAACAAGACAACAAACACAAACCACUCAGUUUAGUUCAACCACAGAAACAGAACCUACAAUGACAGCUCAAUCAACAUUUACAGUUAGCUCCCCUACGAGCAUCUCCACAUUGGAAUCAUCUACACUUGAAAAUGGUUCAACACUGGAAACUUCAUUGUCCACAAUAGAUACCUCUCCAUCCUUUAUGUCUACCACAACAGAAGGACAAACUACAUCAGAAGUUAUUUCAUCAACAGCAGAAAUACCUACUUCUAGCGUAGAGCAAACAACAAGCCAGCAAACACAAACCACUCAGUUUAGUUCAACCCCAGAAACUGAACCUACAACAGCUCCGAAGAGCUAA